This is a messenger RNA of Dufourea novaeangliae, 3394 nucleotides long. It is a transcript of the gene Nc73EF, whose product is annotated as 2-oxoglutarate dehydrogenase, mitochondrial. Gene Ontology annotation, cellular component: mitochondrion; oxoglutarate dehydrogenase complex. Gene Ontology annotation, molecular function: thiamine pyrophosphate binding; oxoglutarate dehydrogenase (succinyl-transferring) activity. The transcript is spliced from 17 exons. Gene Ontology annotation, biological process: tricarboxylic acid cycle. NCBI's taxonomy places the organism in Eukaryota, Metazoa, Arthropoda, Insecta, Hymenoptera, Halictidae. The coding region runs from base 53 to 3325 and encodes 1090 amino acids. The record is from RefSeq and is a predicted model, not a curated record.
UGCAAAUGGUGGAUGGCCUGUCAUAGUUGGUUGCGUUAACAUCAGGUGAAAAAUGUAUAAAGCAAAGACAGUAUUUAGUACAUUGGCCCCUUUGGCUCCACGCAUGUGUGGGCCAGAGAGGUUCGCGUCAUGGUUGGUACGGAGCCAUCCCUUGUCUAGGACCACACGUGUAAUGGUCAAUGAACCUGUCAGGAAGUACAACAGCCGUGUGGCCACAGAACCAUUCUUAAAUGGCAGUUCCAGUUCAUACGUAGAAGAAAUGUACAACGCAUGGUUACAAGAUCCCCACAGUGUACAUGUGUCCUGGGAUUCAUUUUUUCGUAGUAGCACAGCUGGAGCUCCACCAGGUCUCGCAUAUCAAGCUCCUCCAUCUCUAGCACCAAGUCAUAAUCAAAUACCACUAGGAGCACUGUUACCGCUUGGUGGUGGAUCUCAAUUAAGCCAAAUACCUGUUAAUGAGAAAAUAAUCGACGAUCAUUUGGCUGUGCAAGCUAUUAUUCGAUCCUACCAGAUCCGUGGCCACCAUAUCGCUAAGUUGGAUCCACUUGGCAUCAACAGCGCCGAUCUUGAUGAUAGACAUCCACAAGAGUUGCUCUAUAAUCAUUAUUCAUUCGGAAACAGAACACGUACUACUUACUCUCAGGAACUACAAUACCGAGUAUCUACACUCAUGAAAAAGGAAUCGGACAUGGAUCGUAUUUUCAAGCUGCCAUCCACCACUUUUAUCGGCGGCAAAGACAAAUCAUUGCCGCUCCGUGAGAUCCUGAAAAGAUUGGAGUCCGCGUAUUGCGGUCACAUCGGUGUGGAGUUCAUGUUCAUCAAUUCCCUGGAACAAUGCAACUGGAUACGUCAGAAAAUGGAGACCCCUGGUAUUAUGGAGGUGACGAACGACGAAAGGAGGUUGAUCUUGGCUAGAUUGACACGCGCAACCGGAUUCGAGGCGUUCCUUGCACGGAAAUGGUCGUCCGAGAAAAGAUUCGGUUUGGAAGGAUGUGAAAUUUUAAUUCCCGCUAUGAAACAAGUAAUCGACAAGUCUACCGAAUUAGGCGUUGAAUCGAUCGUGAUGGGCAUGCCUCAUCGUGGUCGUUUGAACGUUCUUGCAAACGUUUGCCGUAAACCUUUGAGUCAAAUAUUCACGCAGUUCGCGGCCCUCGAAGCAGCCGACGAUGGUUCUGGUGAUGUGAAAUAUCACUUGGGAACGUACAUCGAGCGUUUGAAUCGUGUGACGAAUAAAAAUAUUCGGUUGGCUGUGGUCGCCAAUCCGUCUCACUUAGAGGCUGUUGAUCCGAUCGUGCAAGGAAAAACUCGCGCCGAGCAGUUCUAUCGAGGCGAUGGCGAAGGGAAAAAGGUUAUGUCUAUUCUUCUGCACGGCGACGCCGCAUUCUGCGGGCAAGGAAUUGUUUUUGAAACGAUGCACUUGUCUGAUUUGCCUGAUUAUACGACUCAUGGUACCAUUCACAUCGUUGUGAAUAACCAAAUUGGAUUUACCACCGAUCCCAGACAUUCGCGAUCUUCACCGUACUGUACGGAUGUUGCAAGGGUAGUAAACGCGCCCAUUUUCCACGUUAAUUCCGACGAUCCAGUGGCUGUGAUGCAUGUUUGCAAAGUUGCCGCUGAAUGGAGAGCAACAUUCCACAAGGACGUCGUAAUCGACAUCGUGUCGUACAGACGAAAUGGCCACAAUGAAAUCGAUGAACCGAUGUUCACGCAACCGUUGAUGUAUCGAAAAAUCAAAAAUACUCUGCCAGUUCUGGACAUAUACGCCAAAUCUCUUAUCAGCGAUGGUGUAGUCAGCCCUGAGGAAGUCAAGGACGUGAAAGAUAAGUAUGAAAAGAUUUGCGAAGAAGCAUACACGAAUGCCAGGCAAGAGACGCAUAUCAAGUAUAAAGACUGGUUGGAUUCGCCGUGGUCUGGCUUCUUCGAAGGUAAAGACCCGUUGAAAGUAUCCCCUACUGGUAUUAAAGAAGAUACGCUCGUUCACAUUGGCAAGAAAUUCUCAUCGCCGCCACCAAAUGCUGCUGAAUUUGUUAUUCACAAAGGUAUCGAACGUAUUUUGAAGGCGCGCAUGGAAAUGAUCGAGGCUCGAACUGUCGAUUGGGCACUUGGAGAAGCAAUGGCCUUUGGUUCCCUUCUUAAAGAAGGCAUUCACGUGAGAUUGUCGGGACAGGAUGUGGAGAGAGGAACAUUCUCCCAUCGGCAUCAUGUGCUUCAUCAUCAAACCGUGGACAAGGCUACUUAUAGGCCACUGUGCUAUCUUUACCCCGAUCAGGCUCCGUAUACCGUGUGCAAUAGUUCCUUGUCCGAGUUUGGUGUACUCGGAUUUGAAUUAGGUUAUUCCAUGACAAAUCCUAACGCACUGGUGUGCUGGGAAGCUCAGUUUGGCGAUUUCAACAAUACAGCACAGUGUAUAAUUGAUCAGUUUAUCAGCAGUGGCCAAGCGAAAUGGGUGCGUCAGUCUGGUCUUGUUAUGCUGCAGCCUCACGGACUCGAGGGAAUGGGUCCGGAACAUUCGAGUGCUCGUUUGGAACGUUUCCUCCAAAUGUCUGCUGAUGAUCCAGACUAUUUCCCCCCAGAAAGCGAAGAAUUUGCUGUGCGCCAGUUACACGAUAUUAACUGGAUUGUCGCUAAUUGCAGCACACCGGCGAAUUAUUUCCACAUUCUGAGAAGGCAGAUCGCAUUGCCGUUCAGGAAACCGUUGAUUAUGAUGACACCAAAGUCUCUGCUCCGUCAUCCAGAAGCGAAAUCCAGUUUCGAUCUGAUGACCGAAGACACGGAAUUCCUCCGAGUAAUACCGGAAGAAGGCGCCGCUGCUCAAAGUCCCAGCAGCGUUAAAAGGCUGGUGUUCUGUUCCGGCAAAGUUUUUUACGACCUGAAGAAGGCGCGCACGGAAAAACAACUGGAUGGCAAAGUCGCUAUUGCAAGAGUUGAACAGAUUUCGCCUUUCCCUUACGAUUUGAUUAAGAAGGAAUCCGCUAAAUAUCCCAACGCAGAACUGGUGUGGGCUCAGGAAGAACCCAAAAAUCAGGGUGCAUGGACCUAUGUUCAACCUAGAUUCCAUACAGCCCUGAAUGGAGUCCGCUCUGUGUCCGGCGGAAGUGCGUCGUACAAGAGUGACGGUAGCGGAGGGUGGUUUAGCGGUUGGUUUUCGUCGGCGAAACCAACGCCAACGACUGCACCCGAGCCGCAGUCGAUAGAAUCCGAUAAAGUCGAACCGAGAAGAGUGAGGUACGUUGGUCGUCCAACUGCAGCCUCGCCAGCGACAGGAAGCAAGAUGCAGCAUCUCAAAGAGCUAAAACAGUUGCUCGACGAUUCGUUUGAUGUUUAAUUCUCCUUCUUAGCACUAUGUAGAACACACAUUUUAUUUAUUUUCUCACAUUAUACUUGUUAUAUACUU